Molecule: messenger RNA, 1879 nt
Organism: Papaver somniferum (opium poppy)
Lineage: Eukaryota; Viridiplantae; Streptophyta; Magnoliopsida; Ranunculales; Papaveraceae
Product: protein argonaute 1B-like
Exons: 10
Coding region: 424-1161 (245 amino acids)
Biological process (GO): regulatory ncRNA-mediated post-transcriptional gene silencing
Cellular component (GO): cytoplasm
Molecular function (GO): nucleic acid binding
Source: RefSeq, a predicted model, not a curated record
CUAUCUCUCUACCCAAACUCAGAUUCACAAUCCCUCGAUUUCUCAUAAAACUCUAGUUUUUAUACACAAAUUCACUUUCCUCCUUCCAAACACUACACAAUCUCUCGAUUUCUUCUUGUAGAUCUCUGUGUCUCUACUCAAGUCUCUGGAUUUACAGCUCUCCCUCUACCCGAAGAUCAAAAUCUUCCGACUGGGAGAGGAAGCACUAUUGGUUUUUGACUAAUGAUGGUAAUUGGGUUUUUGAGGACUUAUUUGAAUCUACAAUCUGAGAUUGUGCCUAAUACUUUGAAGAAAUCUGCUCAAACUGGGUAGAACACGACAGGGUGAUCGCCCUAGACGUUCAACUCUGAGCCCAUUCUCCCUCCUUAUACCGCUCGUCCAGAUCAUGUUGAACGAGCACUUAAGACAAGAUAUUCGGAGGCGAUGACUAAGCUUAAGGGCAAAGAACUCGACUUGCUCAUUGUAAUUUUGCCAGACAACAAUGUCUCACUCUAUGGGGACUUGAAACGUAUCUGUGAGACCGAACUUGGUCUUGUUUCCCAGUGUUGUCUGACGAAGCACAUCUUUGAGAUGAGCAAGCAGUACCUGGCCAAUGUCGCCCUAAAGAUAAAUGUGAAGGUCGGUGGGCGCAACACUGUUCUAGUUGAUGCAUUUUCAAGGCGCAUACCGCUUGUCAGUGACCGGCCAACUAUUAUCUUUGGUGCUGAUGUGACCCAUCCUCACCCGGGAGAGGAUUCAAGCCCCUCCGUCGCUGCUGUUGUGGCAUCACAAGAUUGGCCAGAGGUAACAAAGUAUGCUGGUUUGGUGUGUGCUCAAGCCCAUCGCCAAGAGUUGAUUCAGGAUCUGUUUAAAGUAUGGCAGGAUCCAGUUCGAGGAACUGUGACGGGAGGCAUGGUUAAGGAACUUCUUAUCUCUUUCCGUAGAACAACUGGACAGAAGCCUCGGCAUAUUAUAUUUUACAGUUUGCGUUGGUUUGCUAUGCAAAUCAUUGAAGAAAAAACAGUUAACUGGUGCUAUUCCUUUGUCGUUGCCACAACUCCCUAUUCGGAAUACUUUUGGGUUACAACUUCGUUAUGUUCUUACCACGUGGGUCUGAUUUGUAGCAGAGGCCUGAGAGGGAAUUCUCCAACUGUUACUUUAUCUCCUAAUAUGUGUAAUUGAACGGUCUCUGGUAUUUGUAAGUAUCCCAGAUUUAAGAAGCUGAAACACCUAAGACUUCACCAUAUGAAUACACUUCGGUGCCACAAGAACCUGCGUCCAGUAUCCCAUCUUCGAUGGCCUACAACAGAGAAUGUUGAUGUGUUAAGAAAUAAAGCUGCUCCAAUGAAGUCAAACCCCAUAAUCUUUUACAUUUUAUUUGUAUUUUUUCAGACUUAAAUUAACUUUAACCAGAGAGUGAUAGUUAAUUAUCUUUGUUGGUUGCAGGAUGAGAAACUGAACUUGAGUAGUUGGAAGGAGCAGAGUUAGAGGAACAACUCCUACAACCUGCAACACAAACUCUUGCAGCUCCAGCAUAUGUACUGGCAAGAAGGAAGCCGACACAACCUGCUCCUCAGAAGAACAAAACUGAGGCAGAUGCGUUGGCUGCACUAGAGGCAGAGAUGGCUCUCUGAACAGGAAGUAAUUAGGUGUGGAAGUGUUUUCGCGUGAAGUUGUAGCUGUUAUUAGGUAUACAAUUUCUUAGUUACAGAAUAUGUUCAUGAUCUUUGUACUACACAGAAUUUGUAUAACCUUAGGACAUAGGAAUGAACUUAUAGUGAUUGAAGUGAGAAUGAACUGAACUUAGGAAGUUCCCAUCCUCAUUUUUUUUUUUUGGUACUUAAAGAAUUUGUAUUCUUUUUUGAUAUGAAUCGAAUGAAUAAAUGAAUGUUGAUAUAAA